GUGGUCAUAUCAAAGCAGCCAAAUCAGCUCGAAAACUUGUACACACUCGCCAGUUUUGCUUUUAGUGGUCUCGUUAUAAUGUCAAACACCAAGACGAUGCUAAGUACCGUUAGCUGGUUUGGUUACUUUUACUUUGUCCGUUUAACUAACCAUACGUCAUAGUCAGCAAGCUGUGUUACCUAGCAACGACAGUGAUUGCUGUUAGCCAGCGGUUUGACUCAAGCACACUUCAGACAGUACAAUGACAAUAAUCAACAGGGUUACAGGCUGCUGUUGUCAUUCGCUACUUUUAUCAACAUUACCGCACCACUUAUCGGGUUAUAACGUGUCAAGACUGUUUUUGAAGUGAUGGUGCUGCAGUAUGAUGGUACAGCGCCAUUGUUUCAUUUGAUAUGGACAUCCCUACAGGCGCACUAUAGCACAAUGAUUCUUCCUGAUGACAUCUAAACCAAAGGCCCAGUUGGCCCCCCUGCCAUGGACAGAGAUCCUUGCAUACUGGCUGCUGUCCUUUGGCUCUCAUCUGUUCUCCUUCUACCAACUGCACAGGUUCUCCAAAGAGCAUGAAGCAGGAUUACUGAGAGAAUUCCAGUUGGAAAAGGGCCUUGUUAAGGGUUUUAAAAGGGAUCCAUCAGACUUUGAGUGGAAUUUCUGGACUAAAUGGGCUAAGAAGUCUUUACUGUGGACUCUGAUUGGUCAUGGCGUGAUAUCGAGAUUGACCAGCGUCUUUUACCCCAAGUUUAGAGUGCCAGCACUCACAAUAUAUGGCCUCCUUGCAGCCAGCAGUGUGUUGGGGAUUAAAGGUGUGAGUGUGCUGCUGGUACAUCUGGGCCUGUCCUUUUCAGUGGCCCAACUGCGAAAGCCAGCUCUGUCAUGGGCCUGUAACCUGCUGCUGCUCACCACGCUUCACAUCCAACCACUUGAACAUAUCCAGAGAGGCUGGUAUAAGACCGAGGAGGAGUACUAUCUGCUACUCUUCAGUGUUGCUGUCUGUGGUCUGCGCUUCAUCAGCUUCAGCCUGGAGCAUUGCUGGUGCCCUCUAGACCGUGGUGGAGUUGUGCAGCUCUGUUGGCUGUUUUCAUACACCUUCUAUCAUCCUUUUUUCUACAAUGGACCCAUUAUCACAUACAAAGACUACAUUGAGCAGAUGCAGAGGCCUGCUGAGGAGAGUGACAGGGGACUGUCUGCAUUCAGUUACUUGGUGCUCAGAUCAGGACGGAUCCUGCUGUGGUGGUGCACUGCAGAAUACAUGAUCCAUGUCAUGUACAUGCACUCCAUUCAGUCUAAUGAGACCUACUUAGAAAUACUUCCUCCUUGGGCCUUGGGCGGUCUGGCCCUGGCCCUCGUUCAGUUCUUCUAUGUGAAGUAUCUGGUACUGUUUGGCCUUCCAUCCAUGCUGGCUACUUUGGAUAAACUUGUUCCCCCAAAGCUUCCUCGUUGUGUCAGCAUCAUGUACAGUUUCACAGGGAUGUGGAGGCACUUUGACGAGGGCCUGUAUCGAUGGCUCAUCAGAUACAUCUAUGUACCACUGGGAGGUUCACGGCAUGGACGUCUUUACAAAAUGUUAUCCACUGGCCUUGCAUUUGGAUUUGUCUGCCUCUGGCACGGUGGCCAUGACUACUUACAGUACUGGGCCCUGAUGAAUUGGGCUGGAGUACUGGUGGAAAAUGGACUGAAGUCUCUCUUUGCCUCAUCGUUUAUUCACUCCAUUGUUGAGCAGAAUUUCUCCGCAGCGAUGGAAAGACGUUGCAUAGCCCUUCUCUCUGCCUUCUCCACUGCCAUGCUCAUCCUCUCUAAUCUGGUGUUCCUUGGAGGGAUACACGUUGGCAGAAUCUUCUGGAAGCGUGUCUUCAUUCAAGGUUGGUCUACAAUGGCCCCACCUAUGCUGGCUUUCCUCUACUGCUUUGCUCAGAUUGGACUCGAGUGGACUUCUCACCCACCAUGAGUCACCUUGACUUUGUAUCGAAGUGAGAAUCCCUGCUAUCGGACAACCAGAACAACCUGCUGAGUCCAGUGCAUUGUCUUCACCAGUCUGUGGCGAACCUGGCUCGUAGCCACAGACCAUGUGCAAACCUGGCUGAAGUACAGCUGAGCAGCCACUUUUCACAACCUGCAACACUGGGCAAAAAGUGUCUGUAAGCUAAGACUUAAAGGAUCAGUGUUGAUUCUUUCUAAGGAAAGAGUUUCCUGUACUUGGGAAAUUUAAGUGCACACAAACUGGAAUAGAAUAAGUGUAAAGCUGUAAAUUCAGUGCAGUAUCAAGUUUUCUACCUAAGCCUCACUGAAUCACUUUUAUUUCUGAGAAAUUAUAAAAUAAAAUAUGGACCCUCAA
This is a messenger RNA of Dicentrarchus labrax (European seabass), 2329 nucleotides long. RefSeq names its product hedgehog acyltransferase (gene hhat). Gene Ontology annotation, cellular component: endoplasmic reticulum. The record is from RefSeq and is a predicted model, not a curated record. Gene Ontology annotation, molecular function: palmitoyltransferase activity. The transcript has 13 exons. Gene Ontology annotation, biological process: protein palmitoylation. Lineage: Eukaryota; Metazoa; Chordata; Actinopteri; Moronidae. Bases 437 to 1942 code for a protein of 501 amino acids.